AAAAAAACUGUCAAAACAAUUAUGAACGUUAAGUUUGAGUUUAAUGAUACUUUCGACAAUUUUUCGCUUCCCAACACAUUUAAACCUAAUAAGGUGUUAGAAAAUGUUAAAAUUGCUGAAAAGACAUUAAUCGAUAAAAAUGAGAAAGAAGAUAUUGGAAUUAUUUCGUUCGACGACAGCGAUUUUUUGAAUGUUUCAUUAACAAGUUUACUUGAAGAGAUAAAUCUCGAAGAUCAAGUGAAAAUUGAUAACAAAGAAAUUGUUUUAAAUAAAAAUGUGAGUAAUUUUAUAAUUAAUAACAAAGGCUGUGAUAAAAUCAAUAAUAAAGAAAGUGAUAGUAAUUCAUGGGAAAAAGUAGAAAAUAAUUUAGAAACAUGUAAUUUUAACGAAAAAUCUACUUAUAAUUAUAAUAUACAAAGCGAUAGGAACACAAUUAAUUAUAACAAAUUGAAUAAUUCGAAAGAUCUUUUUGAUUGGUCGGACGAUAAUUUUUUAAAUGAAUCUAAUGGUAUAGAUAAAAAUAAUUUAAUGGUAACAAAUAAUUGCAACAAAGAAAAUAAAUCAAAUAAUCUAGAUGGUGAGUUAUCUGAAUGGAAUCUUUUUGAAAUUGACGAAAAAAAUAAAUCAAAAAAGGAUAAAAUCCAUCAAUUAGAAUCAUUAAAUGAUGAAGAAAAAAGUGAAUCUUAUUUUGGAAGUCAUUUAACCUGUAAUUUAUCAGAUUGGAAUAUCCCAGACAUGAUUCUUCAAAAAUAUUCCAAAAACAACGUUAAAACAAUGUUCGAUUGGCAAUUAAAAUGCUUAAAUAACCCAGAAAUUUUAUUAAACAAUAAAAAUUUGGUUUAUUCCGCCCCAACAUCAGCAGGAAAAACUUUAGUAGCGGAAAUUUUAGCCAUUAAAACCUUAAUAGAACGCAAAAAGAAAGUGAUUUUUGUUUUACCAUUUGUAUCGGUUGUUAGAGAGAAAAUGUUUCAUUUUCAAGAUUUAUUAAGUACAAGUGGAAUACGAGUUGAUGGUUUUAUGGGGUCUUACCAUCCACCUGGAGGGUUUAAAUCGGUUCAAUUAGCGAUUUGUACCAUAGAAAAAGCUAAUAGUUUGAUUAAUCGAUUGUUAGAAGAGAAUGAAUUAGAUGAAAUUGGGGCGGUUAUUAUCGAUGAAAUGCAUUUAUUGGGGGAUCCAAGUCGAGGUUAUCUUUUAGAAUUACUCUUAACGAAAUUAAAAUAUAUGAUUAAAAAAAAUAAUUCGCUUAAUAUACAAAUAAUUGGGAUGUCGGCUACUUUACCAAAUUUAGAUUUAUUAGCGAAUUGGUUAAACGCCGAAUUAUUUACAACCGAUUUUAGACCAAUACCUUUAUUCGAAUGGUGUCAUGUAAACGGGGAAAUUUAUGAUAAUAAUUUUAAAUUAAUCAGGAAAAUUGAGCCGGUUAAAGAGUUAGAUAAAGAUGUCGAUAAUAUUUUACAGCUUUCUUUGGAAACUAUUAAAUCGUCUUGUUCAGUUUUGAUUUUUUGCCCUACAAAAAAUUGGUGUGAAAGUUUAUCACAACAAUUAUCGGUAGCUUUUUGGAAAUUAGGAACGAACGAAAACGAUUUAGGAAAAAUUUUACGCUCAGAAUUAAACGUCGAUUUAAUUAAAGAAGUUUUUGAGCAACUCAAACGUUGUCCGGUCGGUUUAGAUAAAAUUUUAGCAAAAACCGUCGCUUUUGGAGUCGCGUUUCACCAUGCGGGCUUAACAAUGGACGAAAGGGAUAUUAUUGAGGGUGGUUUUCGUUCGGGUGCAAUCAGAGUUUUGGUGGCAACCUCAACUUUAUCUUCAGGGGUUAAUUUACCGGCGCGACGAGUUAUUAUUCGCACCCCUAAUUUUUGCGGGAAACCUUUAGAUACUUUGACGUAUCGCCAAAUGAUUGGGAGAGCUGGGAGAAUGGGGAAAGAUUCUUCGGGGGAGAGUUUAUUGAUUUGUCAAAAAAAUGAUUACAACAUCGCUAAAGAAUUAACCUCCGCUAAUUUAGAACCCGUCCGAAGCUGCCUUCAAUCGGGAAAAUUAAAACGCGCCAUUUUAGAGGUUAUAGCGAGCGGUGUUGCGAAUACUUUCGAAGAUGUUAAUUUAUUUACAAGUUGUACUCUUUUAAAUGAUCUAAAUUUAAUCGAUGAAGCAAUCGAAUUUUUGAAACGCAACGAAUUUAUUCGUUUACAAACUGUGGAGGAAAAUAAAUUAAAAUACGUCGCGACUCAUUUGGGGAAAGCUUGUUUAUCGUCGUCUUUACCACCAGAGGAGGGGUUAAUUUUAUUCGGCGAAUUAGAAAAAGCUCGGCGAUGUUUCGUUUUAGAAACUGAAUUGCAUCUAAUAUACUUAGUAACGCCGUAUUCUUGUUGUAAUUUAUCGAUUAAUUGGAUGUUUUAUUUAAAUCUUUGGGAGAAACUCCCCGCGAGUAUGAAACGAGUCGGAGAAUUAGUCGGGAUUAGAGAAUCGUUCAUUUUUAACGCAUCCCAAGGAAAGAUCCAAUCCGAACAAAAAUUACAAAUACAUAAACGUUUUUACACCGCCCUCGCCCUUCAAGAUCUCGUUAACGAAGUCCCGUUAAAUAAAGUUGCGUUAAAAUUUAAUUGUUGCAGAGGUUUACUUCAAUCCUUACAACAAUCCGCUUCAACAUUUUCCGGUAUGGUUACAGCAUUUUGCAAACAACUCGGUUGGACAAGCGUUGAGUUAUUAAUCUCACAAUUUCAAGAUCGAUUACAUUUCGGGGUUAAUCGAGACAUUUUAGAUUUAAUGAAGCUACCGAUUAUGAACGGGCCAAGAGCUAGAACUUUAUUUAACUCCGGCAUUGAAAAUUUAUUAAUAUUAGCCUCAUCGACCGUUGAAACGAUCGAAAAUAUUUUACACAAAGUUAUGCCAUUUGAAAGCGAAAAGGAACGCGAAGGCGAAAGCAAAUUCGACGUUGAUAAAAGAAAUAAAAUUCGUAGCGUUUGGAUUACAGGAAAGCGCGGUUUAACCGAAAAAGAAGCGGCCGAAAUGCUUGUUAAUGACGCGAGGAGGUUUAUCGAGUUAGAAAUGGGGAUGGUUAAUAUUAAUUGGGGGGAUAAAAAUGAUUGUGUUGAAGAAAGUGGGGGAUUUAAAGCGAAUUUGUUGUAUAAAAAGGAUUUAGAGAUUAACGAAAAUUUAGAUCAGGGUGAAAAAGAAAUAAAAAAGAAUAUUUUAUCCCCAACUAUUAUAAACACAUCGAAUGAGUUCGUAGCUCCAUCUCAACAUUGUUUAUCAACUAUCAUAACCCCUAUUAAUCAAAUAAAACAUCAACAAAAAGCAUCGACGAGAAAUAAACGGAAAUUAUUUAAUUAUUCAUCAGAAAGCGAUGUGCAAGAAACACCAGAGAAGAAACGGAAGAGGAAAAAUAAAAAUAGGAAAAAAAUAGAUCCUUUUAUAAUCGAUAACCUAAACAACAUUAAUAUAGAAAAUAUUGAUAACAAAGAAUCGUUCACAAAAUUUCAAAUCGAAAUUAAAACGAAGAAAUCAAUUUCAUUAUCAUUGGGUUGUACAGAAAUUGAAAGCAUUAAAAAGCCAAAAAUUGGGAUGAAAUCGGAGACUCAAAUAAAUGAAGUGUUAAGCUUUAACAAAGAAAUUAAAGGGAUUGGUUUUAAUUGGGGCACAAACACGGUUUAUUACGUUUGUUUUGAAUCGACGAGUGUAUCAAAAUUGGAAAAACUUAACUUAUUAAAAGAAAUUUUUAAUAACCCAGAAAUAAAGGUGCGAAUUUUCGAUGGAAAGGAACAAAUCAAAACGGCCGCGUUAAGUUUGGGAGUUGAUUUUAAUACUAAUAUCGAAGAUCCAAAAGUAUUUGAUUGGAUUUUAAAUCCUGAUGGAAGCGAAAAAAAUUUGCAAGAAAUGGUGAUUAAAUACAUCCCGGAAGCUCAAAAUUUAUUAAAAUCAAUCGAUGAUAAAAUAAAAGGAGUUGGAAGUAUCGGAUUAAACACGAAAUUAUCAAAAACACCCCCGAAACUUCGAUGUUGCGUCGAAUCGGUUUUAACUUGGUUCUUAUUCGAAUCAUUUCUAAAAAGCCAAGAAAAAAAGUUAUUUCACCCUUUUUAUGUUGAAAUGUCGCUUAUUAAAAUAUUAUCUCGCAUGGAAUUAAUAGGAUUUGGUGUAAAUUUAUCGAAAUUACAAGAGCUGUCGAAAAUUUUAGCACAACAAACGGUGGAUUUAGAAAAAAAAGCUUUCCAUAUCGCAGGAAGAACCUUUAGCUUUUCAUCUUCAACCGACGUCGCUAAAAUUUUAGGGAUGUACCAAAAUAAAAAACGAAUUAGUACAAAUAAAAAAGCCUUAGAGAAACAAUUAGAAAAUCCGAUUGCCCCUUUAAUAGUUCAAUGGAGAAAAAUAAACAGCAUUUUAACAACGACCAUUUACCCGUUAUUAAAAUUAAUUAGAAACGAAAAUCGUAUUUAUCCUUGUUCGAUCACGCAACAUGCAACUGGAAGAAUUUCUAUGCACGAACCUAACUUACAAAGCGUCCCAAGAAAUUUUGAAUCUAACGAUAAAGCGGUUAUAAUUAAUUGUCGCGAAGCCUUCCAAGCUAAAGAUAAUCAUUUAUUGAUUUCUGCCGAUUAUUGCCAAUUAGAAUUAAGAUUAUUAGCUCAUUUUUCCAAGGAUAAAAAUUUAAUCGAAGUUAUGAAACGCGUAAAUGAUGAUGUAUUCAAAAUAAUCGCAAGUAAAUUAAAUAACGUUAAAGUUGAGGAAGUUACCGAUGAAAUGAGGCAAAGAGCGAAACAAAUUUGUUAUGGAAUUAUUUAUGGAAUGGGUGUAAAAGGACUUUCUGAGCAAAUGAAUAGUUGCGAAGAAGAAGCUUCGAUGUUUUUAGAAAACUUCCACGAAAAAUAUCCGAGUAUUCGACAAUUCAUCCAAACACUUAUUGAAAAAUGUAAAGAAACCGGGUUUAUUGAGACUUUAAGCGGGAGAAGGAGAUUUUUUGAAAACAUCAAUAAUCCCCACCCCGCCGUUAAAAGUCAAGCAGAAAGACAAGCCGUUAAUACAACUAUUCAAGGAUCAGCUGCUGAUAUUACCAAGAACGCGAUGGUUUUAAUCGAAAAUGUGUUCCAAAAUAAAUUUAAAACAUCAAGAAAUAAACCUGAAUUAGUUUUGCAUAUCCACGAUGAGUUAUUAUAUGAAGUUCCUGAAAAGUAUUUAGCAGUAACAGCAAAAAUUAUUAGGAAAAGUAUGGAAAACGCUGUAAAAUUAUCGAUUCCUUUUCCUGUAAAAAUAAAAUUUGGUAAAUCUUGGGGAAAAUUAGAGAUGAUUUAAUAAAAACAUUUACCAAUUUA
This is a messenger RNA of Onthophagus taurus, 5300 nucleotides long. It is a transcript of the gene DNApol-theta, whose product is annotated as DNA polymerase theta. NCBI's taxonomy places the organism in Eukaryota, Metazoa, Arthropoda, Insecta, Coleoptera, Scarabaeidae. The record is from RefSeq and is a predicted model, not a curated record. Gene Ontology annotation, biological process: DNA-templated DNA replication; double-strand break repair via alternative nonhomologous end joining. Gene Ontology annotation, molecular function: DNA-directed DNA polymerase activity; DNA binding; ATP binding.